AUGGAUACGACAAUCAACGCGCGUGCUACUACGCAUGCGGUCGCGUGUGAGGAGCGACUUCAAACAGCACUGAAACAAGUUCAAGAUGACUUCGAAGCUGCCGCAGAUCUACAGUCAGACUGGAUCGAGAAGCGACUCAAUGCUAAGCUUGAUGCAGCAAGGAAAGCAGCUGAAGCUGAACAAGAAACCAACUUGCGAGCUUGUGAGAUUCUUUAUGAAGAAAACGCGACAGAAAUCGACAAGAAAGAUGCUGAAUUAGCGCAGCUUCAUGCUGGUACGAUUGAGCAGAGGCUUCAAAAGAAGUUGGAUGACGCUCUGCAAUCGUUCCGGCGUCAGGGACAACAGCGCAUUGACACCCGAGUCGUGGAGAGUAUGGUACAGUUAGAACAAGCCCAACAAGCCGCUCAAGGUCGACUCGCUGCGACGAUGAUCGCGAAUGUGUCGUCUGUAGUAGAAAAAAUGCAACGGCAGCUCCGGGAAUCGCAGGCAAAGAUUGAUCGGCUCGGUCAAGAACUUCGGAAGGUCAUGCAAGCUGCUGCAGAAAUUAAGUCCGCUUAA
Messenger RNA from Phytophthora sojae, 558 nucleotides. RefSeq lists its product as hypothetical. The coding region runs from base 1 to 558 and encodes 185 amino acids. The record is from RefSeq and is a predicted model, not a curated record. Lineage: Eukaryota; Oomycota; Peronosporomycetes; Peronosporales; Peronosporaceae. The transcript has a single exon.